AUGUUGGAUGGCAAUACGAGAUUAAGUGCGGAUUGGAAAAGAGGAAUCUCGACAGUUGAGGAGAUAUCUGAGAUGCAAGACGUUAGUUUUCUUCUAAAUAAUGUUUUGUUGACAGGUUCCAAAGAUAUUUGGUAUUGGGGUGAGGAAGUCAAGGAUGUUUUCUCGGUUGCUGCGGUGAAGCGUUUGCUUCGAGAAGAAGUAGAGAUCAGCCGUCAGCAGCUUAUGCAGUGGGAAUCUUGGGUUCCGAUCAAAAUAAAUGUUUUUAUGUGGAGAGCUGAGUUGGACCGUAUUCCUACCAAAGCGGUUCUUAUUAGAAGGCGGAUAGACAUACAGGACGGUACGUGUUGUUUAUGCAACUUUGGGGAUGAGGAUGUCAUGCACCUUUUUACAGGAUGCGGUUUUUCGUUUGGAGUUUGGUCAGCGGUGGGGCGAUGGUGUAAUAUUAUGCCUUUAAUGGCUUUCGAAUUUAAGGAUGUGCAGGGCUUUCAUGAGCAAGUGUCAGGUGGUAAGUGGGCCAAAAAAGUGGUUAGAGGCGUGGUUAUGAUUACCUGCUGGGCGAUUUGGAAAGCGCGAAAUGACAAACUUUUCCGGGGGUCUAAACCGAGGGUCGUAGAUGUGGUCGCAUGGAUUAAGUCAUGGUCUUUUUUGUGGAUAAAAGGUAGGUCUAAAUUUUCUGAUAUUGUAUGGAAAAAAUGGGUUCUUGACCCAAUGUAUAUGCUGUAA
Messenger RNA from Helianthus annuus (common sunflower), 723 nucleotides. RefSeq lists its product as uncharacterized. NCBI's taxonomy places the organism in Eukaryota, Viridiplantae, Streptophyta, Magnoliopsida, Asterales, Asteraceae. The record is from RefSeq and is a predicted model, not a curated record. Bases 1 to 723 code for a protein of 240 amino acids. The transcript has a single exon.